Molecule: messenger RNA, 2397 nt
Organism: Colletotrichum karsti
Lineage: Eukaryota; Fungi; Ascomycota; Sordariomycetes; Glomerellales; Glomerellaceae
Exons: 1
Coding region: 1-2397 (798 amino acids)
Source: RefSeq, a predicted model, not a curated record
AUGGAUGAUCCAUGGGGCUCCCCGUGGGCAACUACCGACAACGUCGCCGUGCCGUCACCAAGUCCAUCCAAAACCAUCCUCGAACCUCCGCCCGCCGCCUUCCUCUCUACUCCGAACAACCUAGCAUUGCCUUCAGCCCAAUCGCCUUGGGCAGACGACGAUGCGUUUGGCGAUUGGGCAUCGCCAGACCCUGCCAGGGGCGCCAACGCGUCGCCAUGGGCUUGGGGAAACGAGGUGACACCAAUUGAACAGCUCACACCCAGCUACGAGCCGAGACCGAGACGCAAGAGCAGUACCCCGAAAUGGCCUCUCAGUCGCUCAGCCUCCCCAGGCCUGAAGGCUCCCACGACCCCGAACAGCAUCUCUUCCGGUCGCCUGUCACCAGAUCCGUGGGCAAAUGCUUCCUAUUUCACCAAAGAUGAACCAGAGCCCCUUGCGCAACUACCCCAGAUACCUGAUGUGCCACCGACGGUACUCGAAAACCCCACGAUCGAGCUUGAGCCGGAUACGCCAAAGCAAAUACGUAACACUGCACAAGAAGCUAUCACGAACGAGCCCAUUGCCAUUCAGUUUGACGAGCCGGUACUUGAAUCCACACCUAAAGCCCCUCAGACGACAGAGCCUGUCAUUCCCGACCACCCUCCCGAAGAAGAUGAAGAGCCCACGCAUUCCUCAGUUUCUACGGCGUCAGAAGAUGACGACGACGAUCCACCAGACAUGGGGCAUGCCGAUUCGCCAAUUACAUCGAUUGAAGAUAACCCGCUGCCCAAGACCUUGCAGAGGAAAGCUUCGUCCAAGGUCCAGUCGCUCGUGGACAUGUACGAUGGGAUAUCCAGAAGAACAACAAUCACCCCUGAACGUCAGCUACCUCCAAGACGGAGUGCCAGCCGGGAUCCGGACGCCAGCGCGGAUGACGCAUCGACGCACGAUCGCGAGGAAACCGAAGACGCGAAAGACGAGUUGACCAAGUCACAAUCCGUAGUCGAUUCCGCAGAAGCUAGCACGGAGGAUGGCCGCAGCGACGUUGCCAAGGAGUGGGAGGAAUUUCGGAAGUCGAAGCGACCUGAACACGACCCGUUCGUGGUCGACUUGAGUAAUCUCGAUACCUUAAUUCCCGAGCCUACGGUUGAGACACCGGAGGUUGCUGGGGAAGUCUCGGACAGAAUCAUAAGCGACAGCUUCACAAACAUAUCGGAACGCAAGACGUGGUAUCGGCUUUCCCGUCACGAGUCUCUGCGGAAGUUUAAUGUGGGAGAUGAUGAGAACUAUGUCCGGAUCUCCUGGGCCAAUUCGACGAUGAGAGACGAGACAAUGAAAAUCGUCCGCCGGUGGAUGGAAGAGGACUCGAUGGGAGGCCGCGCUUUCCGGGGUGGCCUAGCUGGAAAAGCAGGCGGCAAGUUCUUCGGUUGGGACGCGACAACAGAAUCAACACCAGUCGACUUGGAUAGAGUCUUUGGCCGGAGGCAGAAACCCCAAGCCUCAGUCCAUCGACCCACGCAUUCGAUACACGCCUUGCCUUCUCUUUCGACAGCUCCUAUGGCCCCUACCUCCAAGGAGAAUACGCCGGCUUCAGCACAGGCAAAGGACAACUGGGGAGGACUUGCUUCGUUUGGCUGGAGCUCCGGAACUGGUGGCACCAAGGCGACACAGGAUGCGAAGCCAGCGGAGCUCGCGACGUUCGCCAAACCGCUUCCCUUGGGCUUCAGAGGAUUUGACAACACGCCCAAGUCCCAUGCCUCAUUGCCGGCUUUCACUACAAGCAAACCAAUGGCGCCCCAGACUCCGACGGUAGAUACAUCGGCGACGAAGGAGGAUGUGGACGAGGACGAUGAAUGGGGAGACAUGGUUUCACCGACGACAGCUGAAGCGACCGACUCGAUGUCUCUGCCAAAGACCAGCUGGGAUUCUUUUUCUACCAACCCGCUACCCGAUGCAGCAAUGGCCGCAGCUUCCGAGCGACCCCUGGCCUCCAACCCCAAACCCGAUGGUCUCGGUAACGGGAAUAAGACAACGGAGGAGAACAAAUCAGGGGCGAGGGAUAUUGGCAAAGUCAUCAGCCCCGCCCCCGCCUCCACACCUGCUGCAUUUGCAGACAUGCCCCAGAGCCAAGCCGGUUCUAUCAGGCCGCCGGAGUCGACGUACACUUUCAGACCGGCGUCAGCGGUCAAGCGACCACCGAACAUCUCCAUAGCGUCCAACUUCAUCGACCCGCCAGACCCAGACCCAUCUCACGAUGGUAAACCCGGUGUAUCUGCGGGAGGCUUGCUCGACACCCCUCUUACAACGGGUCUGGGAACCCCGUCGACAGCACAGCCGCCGCGGAACAGCACCGAAGAUUCUGAUCUCGUGCAGCAGAUUGUGCGGAAUCUACCAGACCUAUCAUACAUGCUAAAAUAG